AUGGGUUAGUUAUUAUUGAAAAACAUUGUGAAUAUUAUAGAGAGAGGUAGUCAAGAUGAAAAAGAUGCUAUUGCAUUAGGAUUGAAUUCAUGUGCAUCAGUUUCAAUACUUGUAUGCUAUUUUAUGAUUUAUCAUCUUGGAAAGUAGAAAUUCAUUAUUCACCUACUAAUUUAAACAAUUAUUGUAAUACAUUAUGAGAUAGCAUUUUAUGAAAGGAAUACUAUUUCAGCAUAAAGUGCAAUAAUUUAUAUGAUGUAAAUUCAACUCUAUCUUUAAAAACGUAAUGGUCUCUUUGACUACUUAAGCCAUUGUGCACUAAUCUAUGCUAUUCUUAGAUUUCUUAUAAGAGAAUUCACUAAUUUAUUAGUUUCAGAAAUACUUCUUAUGUUCUUAUGGUAACCACUAAAUCAUUAUUUAUUAUAUCUACAAAAAUCAAAGAAACCAUAAAAGAAAGAAGAUAUUACUACCUAAGUACACUUUUAAACAAUUUCAUCACCAUAAGUUUAACAUACAUAAGGUUUAGAUGAGAUAGUAACAAAAACUAAUAUGAGUGAAGACUUUUUUGAUUAUAUACCAGAAGGAUUAGUAAUUAUUGAUGAAUACUUCAAUAUAAUUAAACAUAAUUCUAAGAUUCUGUAAUAUUUAUAAAUAAAGGAUCCUUAAAUAAUUCCUUCAUCUUUAGAUAGUUUACUCAAAAUGUAAUUUUAUUAUCAUAAUUAAGAGCAUAAAAAAAUAAAGUUCCAAUGAAAGAAAAAGAUAGGAAAAGACCUUUACAUUUAAAAUCUAUGAAAUAAAAUAGUGAAAUGCAUUUUAGUUACACUGGUUCUUUAGCUUCAUCUUUAAAAAAGUAAUUUUGGACAUCUGAUAGAUAAUAAUUAAAUUACAGUUUUUAAAAAGGAGACUCUAUGAUUUAUCCAUCUUUAUAAACUAUAAUCAAUGAGUUUAAAUUAAAGAAUUUAAAUGAUAAUAUAACAAUCAACUCAGAAUAAUGUGGUAUUGUUAAAUAUUAGAUUACUUAAGAAUCCUCUAUUAAAUACAAAUAUAUAUCAAUUAAAAUUUAUGAAAUUAAAAUGCCAACAAAUUCUAAAUCAACUCUCUUUUUAUUUAUUGUAGAAAAUAUCACUAAUAAAGAAUAAUUAAAAUAAUUAACUAAUAGAUUUAUUUUUCAAUAAUAAUUAUUGAAUUCAUUUAGUCAUGAAUUAAGAACACCUCUUAAUUGUACUCUAUCAUUAUUACAAGCUUUAAAAAGUAAAUUAAAAAAUGAUGAAAUUAAUAAUGAUUUUUUAAAUCCAGCUAUUGUAACUAGUCAUCGUCUAUUAUAUUAAAUUAAUGAUAUAUUAGAUUAUGCUUAAAUUGAAUGUUAAGAUUUUAAAAUUAAUAUUUGUGAAUUUAGUGUUAGUGAUAUAUUUUAAACCUUAAAAGAUUUUUUCAUAUAAGAAUGUGCUCAAAAAUAAAUUUAAAUGAUAAUAGAAAUUGAUUGUCUAAUUGUUAUUAGAAAUGAUAAAGAAAGAAUAACUUAAGUUUUAAUUAAUUUAAUAAGUAAUUCAAUUAAAUUUACACCUUAAGGUGGUAGGAUUGUUGUAAAUGUUUAAAAAAGAGAUAAUUUAUAUUAAUUUACAGUUUGGGAUAAUGGAAAAGGAAUAUCUUAUUAAACUAUGUCUAAUAUUUUUUAAUAACCAAAUAGUAUGGUUUCAAGUAAUAGAGGCACUGAUAAUUAAUUUUAAUCAAAUAAAUUAGGAAUUGGUUUGAAAGUAAGUAGAGGUAUAGUUAAACAUUUGAGUACAAAUGGUGAUUUAAUAAUCAAAAGUUAAUCCGGAUGUUACACUUCAAUUAAUUUCUUUGUUGAGGAUAAAUUUAUGAAAAUUGAUGAAGAUAUUUCUGAAUAAGAAACUAUCAUGAAAUUAGCAAGCAAAAAUACUUUAAAAAAAUGUAUUUGUCCAUAAAUAUUAAUUGUUGAUGAUAUACCUUUUAAUCAUAUUGCAUUGAUAGCAAUACUCAAUAAUUUUAAUAUUUUAUCAGAAAGUGCUUAUGAUGGAGAUUAGGCAAUUGAAAAAGUAAAUGACAGAAUUAAAAAUUCUUAAUGUUGUAAAUCUUACCGUAUUAUUUUUAUGGAUUUAGAAAUGCCAGGUAAAAAUGGAUUCCAAACAUCCUCUGAAGUAAGAUUCAAUUGAUUUAUAGAUAGUGGCAAUCCUGAAAAAAGUAAAUGCCCAAUCAGUCAUAGUCAUGCAUUCAGCUUACACAGGCGAAGAAAAUGUUGAAUAGGGCCGACUAUGUGGAAUGAAAGAAUUCAUACCUAAACCUAUAUCACUUAAUACAUUGUAAAAUUUACUCAAUAAGUACUUUUCCUAAUAAGCUUGA
Messenger RNA from Paramecium pentaurelia, 2358 nucleotides. NCBI's taxonomy places the organism in Eukaryota, Ciliophora, Oligohymenophorea, Peniculida, Parameciidae. The record is from the annotation of a GenBank genome assembly.